ACACACUAAAAGUAACAUGUUUUUCUUUCUGUUCCAGCUGCCGCUAUGGAAUCACUCAGGGCUUCCUUCUGAUAACACAUCCACCUGCUCUGAGAGUGCAGAUUUCCAAUAUAUCCUGUUCCCUGUGGUUUAUGGCUUGGUCUUUCUUCUAGGUCUGGAUGGGAAUCUCUUUGUGUUGGGCUACUUCCUCCGAACCAAGUCAGCUACUGCCCCAGCCAAUGUCUUCCUGGUGAAUCUGGCCACCAUUGAUUUGCUUUUUGUGCUCACCUUGCCCUUCCGCAUCGCUUAUCAUGCCCUCCAUAAUGACUGGAUCUUUGGGGAAGCCCUCUGCAAAAUUACAGGCUGCCUGUUCUUUGCCAACCUCUAUGGCAGCUCCCUCUUCCUGGCUUGCAUCUGCCUGGAGCGCUACAUAGCUGUGGUACAUCCGUUGAAGCACCUUCAGUUCCGGCAGCUGCGCUACCGUGUGGGAGCUGCCUUGGGAGUGUGGCUGGUACUCAUUGUGGCCAUCCUAUUCCUGGCGCUCCGUGGAUCCCUGACAAGCCCCUUUGUGGAUGGCCGCACUGCAUGCCUUGAAAACUUCUCCUCCAGUUCCUGGAAGGGGCGCAUCUCAGGCAUCAGUAUCUUUGCUGCUGUGGUUGGCUUUCUGCUGCCUCUUCUUUUGAUUGGUGUCUGCUAUCCUCUGAUUGCCUGGCGUCUACUGGCUUCUCCUGGAUUGCAGUCAAGUUCCCGAGCAGUGAGACGCAAGGCCCUGCGGACAGUGCUGGUGGUCCUUGGCGUUUUCCUGAUCUGCUUUGCACCGUAUCAUGUUGUACAGCUGGUUCACACAUUGGGCCGUGUGGGUGUCCUGGGUGGCUGCCCCCUUCUCCGUACCACCUAUGUGGCUCGUCGCAUCACUAUGGCACUGACCAGCCUUAAUGCCUGCCUGGAUCCAGUGGUUUAUUACUUUGCUGCUGAGCGGUUCGCUUGGCAACCAAGCUGGUGGAAGUGUGGCUGUUGUCAGUCAGAAAGCCCCCAACGACCUCUGGGGCUCCCUAGGUUGAUUGGCAGCAAGGCCUCUUCUUCUGGAAAAACCACAGGGACUGGCACAGAGCAGUGAGCAGAGAAACCCUCUCCCUCAACUUUAUAGUCUGCUUUGUUCCCUCUGCAUGAGGUGAAUGGAGACAUUUGUUAUAGUUACAUGGAUGUGAACUUCCUGCUAGUGCAAAGAAUGGACUGGAAAUGAGUGAGCAAAGGAGACUCAAGAUAGCUCUUAUCUGCUUUUAUGUGCUUCCAGACAAAUGCUUCCAAACAUGACCUAUCAAAGGACAUGACAUGAUUACUACAUCUUUCCCUCCUUCAUUGUGAUGUUUUGACCUGAGACUUUUCUUGUGUGAUUGCUCUGCUGAUCUGGUGAGAGUUUUAGGGAAAGGAUAGAUAUUGUCCUUUACCAGUUC
Messenger RNA from Candoia aspera, 1433 nucleotides. Its product is annotated as lysophosphatidic acid receptor 6-like. Bases 17 to 1096 code for a protein of 359 amino acids. Gene Ontology annotation, molecular function: G protein-coupled receptor activity; oxysterol binding. Gene Ontology annotation, cellular component: membrane. The record is from RefSeq and is a predicted model, not a curated record. Lineage: Eukaryota; Metazoa; Chordata; Lepidosauria; Squamata; Candoiidae. The transcript has a single exon. Gene Ontology annotation, biological process: G protein-coupled receptor signaling pathway.